This is a messenger RNA of Sander lucioperca (pikeperch), 3067 nucleotides long. RefSeq names its product suppressor of tumorigenicity 14 protein homolog. The record is from RefSeq and is a predicted model, not a curated record. NCBI's taxonomy places the organism in Eukaryota, Metazoa, Chordata, Actinopteri, Perciformes, Percidae. The coding region runs from base 369 to 2915 and encodes 848 amino acids. The transcript has 19 exons. Gene Ontology annotation, biological process: proteolysis; acrosome reaction. Gene Ontology annotation, molecular function: serine-type endopeptidase activity; protein binding.
CCUGAGGUCUCUUUGAUGAGUGAGUUUCCUCGUUCCUGCAGCCAAAUCUUUACUUUCUCCGUGAGAACUGAGCCGCCGUUUGUUCGGUUCUUCCUCCGGUCUGAAGGCGACUAACCCGGCUCUGACCGCGACCCGGGACCGGCACUGACAUCCACUGUUUAACUAACUAACUUUGAACUCACUCAGACCGUGUUUUCUGUCUCAGUGAGACACCUGUCGCUGCUCACCUGUCGCCGCCAUGAUGUCACCGGGACAUUAGGCUAAUGGCAGCGGAGCGCGAGACUCACCGGGAGGACACACAGAAACUCCGGUAAACACGGAAUAAGUUAUAGGAUAUAUAAUCUAUAUCUAAAACAGGGGCAGACGGCAUGGAUGCACUGGAUUCAGGACAGAAGUUCAUCCCGAGACAGGAUGGAGAUUUGGACACCAGCCAGGUGUUCCUGCCGGCCUCGGACUCCAAACAUCUGGAGAAGAAGCCGGGCCGGAGGAAGAAGACGUGGCUGGGAGUGGGUCUGGUGCUGGGAGCCGCUGCUGUGGCUCUGCUCAGCGGACUGCUCGUCUGGCACUUUCACUUACGCAGUGAUGUCCGAGUGAAGAAACUUUACAUCGGCCAGAUGGGAAUCAAUAACCAGCGUUUCAUGCCGGCGUAUGAAGAUCCCAGCAGCUCAGAGUUCAGCCAGCUGGCAGGGCUGGUCAGCACGCAGCUGAAACUGAUUUACUCUAAGAACUCGGUGCUGGCCAAAUCCUUUAAAGGUUCCACGGUCCACGCCUUCAGUGAGGAUGACAGCGGCGGAGGCGACGGCGUGGUGGCGUACUACCAGUCCGAGUUUGACGUCCACGUCCUGCAGCAGGACUCGCUGGACGAAGCCAUGAAGUCUCUGCAGCCGGCGGCAGGAAGUCAGCAGGGCCGCCACGGACGCGUGCUGCUGAAACCGUUGGACGGUCUCACCGUCAGCAACGUCUUCUCACAAGCUAUUGACCCACGCAUGACCAGGAGCACUCUGUUUGUGCGGAAGUCGUUUAACCUCCACGCCCGGGACCAGGGGGUGGUCCAGUCCCCGGGGUUCCCCGACUCUUCCUACCCGCCCAACGUCUACCUGCAGUGGCGUCUGCGGGCCGACGCCGGCCACCGCGUCCGCCUGGACUUCCACACGCUGAUCCUGGAGGACGACUGCCAGCAGGACUUCAUCCAGAUCUACGACUCUCUGGCUCCCAUAGAGCAGCGCGUCCUCACAGAGCAGUGUGGAUACCCUCACGACUCGCUGUCCUUCCUGUCCUCUGGAAACGUCCUGCUGUUGACUCUGGUCACCAGCGAGGAGAAGAACUUCCCCGGCUUCAGAGCCAGCUACUCACAGAUCCCUCUGACUCAACAAGAGUGUGGAGGUAAACUAACUGGAGAUAAAGGAUUCUUCUCUUCACCUUUCUUCCCGUCCAACUAUCCUCCUAAAACCACGUGCAUCUGGACCGUCGAGGCCCCAAAGGAGAAGUUUGUGAAGGUUCAGUUCAACAAGUUCGUCUUGGGGAAGUACAGCAGCGAGUGCAGCGGAGAUUACGUCGACGUCAACGGUCAAAGACUAUGCGGGACUAAACCAAGAAGCACCGUGGUCACCAGAAGCAACGUGAUGACCAUCACGUUUGUCUCCGACUCGUCCUACGUGGACCAGGGCUUCACCGCCGAGUACGAAGCCUUCGUCCCCACUAACCCGUGUCCCGGGCGGUUCAAGUGCACUAACAACCUCUGCAUCAACACCACGCUGCAGUGUGACGGCUGGAACGACUGCGGAGACGCCAGCGACGAGGACAACUGCAAGUGCGAGGCGACUCAGACGAAGUGUAAGAACGGCCGCUGUAAGCCCAAGUUCUGGGAGUGUGACGGGUCCGACGACUGUGGAGACAACACUGAUGAGGAGAACUGUGGCGCAUGCAAACCGGGAGAGUUUUCCUGCAGAAACAACCGCUGUGUCCCAGAGAAGAUGAAGUGUAACGGAAGAGACGACUGCUCGGACGGAUCGGACGAGUCUACGUGUGAGAAAUCUCUGGUGCUGCAGCAGUGUUCGCAGUUCACCUUCCGCUGCCGGAGCGGACGCUGCAUCAGCAAACUGAACCCUGAGUGUGACGGAGAACAGGACUGUGAGGACGGAUCGGAUGAGGAAGACUGCAAGUGCGGGAUCCGGCCGUACCGCAGCUCUCGUAUCGUGGGCGGCGCGGCGUCCCGGGAGGGCGAGUGGCCCUGGCAGGUCAGCCUCCACAUCAGAGGAACUGGCCAUGUGUGCGGAGCGUCUGUGCUGAGCAACCGCUGGCUGCUGACGGCCGCUCACUGCGUCCAGGACAAAGGCACAAACAAGUACUCCCAGGCCGACCAAUGGCAGGCCUUGCUGGGACUGCAUGUGCAGAGUCAGACCAACGAGUGGACGGUGCAGAGGAACGUGAAGCGCAUCAUCGCUCACACCGACUACAACGCCUUCACCUACGACAACGACAUCGCUCUGAUGGAGCUGGAUGCCGAAGUCACGCUCAACCAGUACAUCUGGCCCAUCUGUCUGCCCUCCGCCUCCUACGACUUCCCAGCAGGCCAAGAGGCGUGGAUCACCGGCUGGGGCGCCAUCAGAGAGGAGGGCGUCUCUGCGACCGUCCUGCAGAAGGCCGAGGUUCGGAUCGUCAACAGCACGGUGUGUAAGAGUCUGAUGGAGGGCGAGAUCACCGAGAGGAUGAUCUGCGCCGGAGUCCUUAAAGGAGGCGUGGACGCCUGUCAGGGCGACUCCGGCGGCCCGCUGUCCGUCGCUGCCCCCAGUGGGCGGGUCUUCCUGGCCGGCGUGGUGAGCUGGGGCGACGGCUGCGCUCGCAGGAACAAACCCGGCGUCUACGCCAGAACCACCAGGUUCCGCAGCUGGAUAAAGGACAACAGCGGAGUGUAGCAGCAACGCAACGACGACCGGUAUUUCUCAUGGAUAUUAAUAACUGGAGCUGAGUGGACUCUGAACUACACAAUCAUUUUACAUUUAAAAAGACUACAUACCCACAGACAGAGAGAGACACACACACACACACACACACACACACACGCACA